UUGCCAGACAUGUCUCAACAGAUGUCAUUUAAAGAGCUGAUGAAGGUGUUAGGGCUGGGAGCUGUAGCUUUCGUUCUGGGGGUGGAGUGGCUAAACUGGCUGAAGCGGCGUCUGAGAGACUCUCACGGGCCCCUGAAAGAAGUUCUGUUCUUCCCUUCACCUCAAGUCUGCGUUGAGCACCUCUUCAUACACCAUAAACAUUUCCCCUGUGCAUGUCCCCUUCCCCAUGGGGUCGAGACAUCCUUCUCCAGGCUCCUCGUGCAUCUCCUCUCCGCUCGUAUGUCACUGGACCUGUGCGUGUUCUCCUUCUCUCACAUGGAGCUGAGCAGGGCGAUUCUCCUGCUGCACAAACGGGGAGUGGUUGUGCGAGUGGUUACGGACAGAGACUACAUGACCAUCACUGGAUCUCAGAUCGGUGCCCUCCGUAAGGCAGGCAUCUGUGUGAGGCAUGAGAUGAGCUCAGCUGUUCAUAUGCACCAUAAGUUUGCAUUGGUGGACGGCAGGAAAUUGAUCACUGGCUCCCUCAACUGGACCCUAACCGCAGUCCAGAGCAACAAAGAAAACGUCAUGGUUACGGAGGAGCCGGAGCUCGUGGGGCCCUAUCAGAAGGAGUUCCAGAAGCUGUGGGAGGCCAACGAUCCAGCCAAUCACAAACCUCAAUGCACUAACGGGCAGCUAAAUAUAAAGACUUAUGGCGUCGGCCAAUGAUACCCGUCAUCAGACGCAGGUGCAGAAGGAUGUAGCCGAUCAGAAUUUUGACUACAUGUUCAAGCUCCUCAUCAUUGGCAACAGCAGCGUUGGAAAAACUAGUUUUCUGUUCCGUUA
Molecule: messenger RNA, 825 nt
Organism: Cyprinus carpio (common carp)
Lineage: Eukaryota; Metazoa; Chordata; Actinopteri; Cypriniformes; Cyprinidae
Gene: pld6
Product: phospholipase D family, member 6
Biological process (GO): piRNA processing
Cellular component (GO): mitochondrion
Molecular function (GO): RNA endonuclease activity producing 5'-phosphomonoesters, hydrolytic mechanism
Source: RefSeq, a predicted model, not a curated record